AUGGAAUGUGUUAUUCCGAUUGAUAUAUUAAGAAGAGCUGGAGCCGAGGUUACAGUAGCCGGUUUGACCGGCACGAAUCCAGUGACGUGUUCGCGACAAGUUGUUAUUGUGCCGGACAAAGCACUGUCGGAUGUGAAGGAACACAAAUUCGACGUUGUCAUUUUGCCCGGUGGCAUGAAAGGUGCAAAUUCACUUGCAGCGGUACGGCUUUCUACAUCUUUUCAUUCGGACGAAGUCGGUGCAAUAUUGCGAGCACAACACGAAACUGGUCGUUUUGUAGCGGCGAUAUGUGCCGCACCAAUUGCAUUGAAAAGGUACAAAUACUCGGAAGAUCGUGUUGUCACUACAGGCCACGUAGUAACGAGUCGCGGCCCGGGAACAGCAUUUGAAUUUGCACUGAAAUUGGUGGAGUUACUUUUUGGAGCUGAAAAAGUAAAAGAAGUCUCUGCACCGAUGGUUGUCAAAGAUUGA
Molecule: messenger RNA, 471 nt
Organism: Gongylonema pulchrum
Lineage: Eukaryota; Metazoa; Nematoda; Chromadorea; Rhabditida; Gongylonematidae
Source: the annotation of a GenBank genome assembly